Messenger RNA from Monoraphidium neglectum, 375 nucleotides. RefSeq lists its product as hypothetical. Lineage: Eukaryota; Viridiplantae; Chlorophyta; Chlorophyceae; Sphaeropleales; Selenastraceae. Bases 1 to 375 code for a protein of 124 amino acids. The transcript is spliced from 3 exons. The record is from RefSeq and is a predicted model, not a curated record.
AUGAAGCGCCCCAUCCAGAUGGGCCCCUUUGAGGUCACCCCCAUCCGCGUGACCCACUCCAUCCCGGACUGCUGCGGCCUCAUCAUGCGGUCUGAGCACGGCACCAUAGUCCACACAGGGGACUGGAAGAUCGACGAGGACCCGGUGGACGGGGAGGCGUUUGACCGGGAGAGCUUCGACCUGCUGCACAAGGAGCCGAUUGCGCUCAUGAUGUCGGACUCCACCAACGUCCUCGCGCCCGGCCGCACCACGAGCGAGCGGACGGUGGAGGCCGCCCUGGCCGCGCGCGUGCUGGGCCACGCCGGCAAGGGGCGCGUCAUAUGCACACAGUGCUUUGGCGGCACCCACACGGCGGCCAUCUCCUCAAACUCAUAG